UUUAUUGCAAUUAAAACAGAUUUUUACUGAAGCUUGGGUGAUUUGAAACAUUUUCAACAAAGAGGUCAAAUUAGUUAAUAUCCACGGCGCGCCACAGAAAGGUCAAUGAAAUAUUAAAAAAAAAAAAAUCAACUUUGAAAAUGGUGAACUUGGUUCUAUUAUUUUAAAUAAAAAUUUAAUAUCUUUCUUUUUGUGAGGUAGAGUGUGUAUUUGCUUUUAACAAAAUGUAAAAAAUUAAUUAAGUGUACAUACUACGUAUAUUGAAUUUAAAUUUACAAGUUCAAAGAAAGUAAUAUUACAAAAGCCCUUUGAUGUUUUUUCAAGGUAAAUAACAAUACAGAAGAUGCUUUAUGAAAGAACAAACUCAAGUCAAGUUAUUCAACGUUUUAUAGAACCAAUUGAAAUGACAAUGGAUUCAUUUGAUAUCUUUAAUAUCCUUUCUAUAAUUGGAAUGAUUUUAACCUGUGCAGUUUAUUAUUGGAUAUUUCACAUUCCAAUCGAUUGGAAGAGGCGCCUCGAAGAUGUCAGUUAUGAUCUCGCACUUGGUCGCGAUCGAAAUAUGAAAGCCAAACAGAAACGAGACACUAUCAAUCGUAUGCGACGUCUACGAAAGAUUGGCAUUAACGACCUCCCUCCACCCUAUCCGAAUGGCUGGUAUUGCAUUGCUGAAUCGCCGGCAGUGAAAAAAGAAGAAGCCAUUAGCGUGGCAUGUUUGGGUGAACAAUUUGUUGUUUUUCGUACCGCAACAAACGAAGUCCACGUUCUCGAUGCGUAUUGUCCACAUUUAGGGGCAAAUCUUGGCAUUGGAGGGAAAGUAAUAGGUGAUAGCAUUGAAUGUCCUUUUCAUCAAUGGGCAUUCCGUGGUACUGAUGGCAAAUGUGUUAAUGUCCCAUAUAGUUCUUGUGGUGCUCCAGCAGCAUCUAAAGUUCGUCGUUGGAUUUCGAAAGAAAUGCAUGAAAUGAUAUUUAUUUGGUAUCACAUCGAUAGUGAAGAACCAUGGGAAUUGCCUGAAAUUGAACAAGUCGAGAACAAAGAAUAUGUUUAUCAAGGAAGGAAUGAAUUUAUAGUCAGUUGUCAUAUUCAAGAGAUUCCAGAGAAUGGUGCCGAUUUGGCACAUUUCACUGCCAUACACAAUCCAAGUGUUUUGGCUGGAAGUAGUCCAAAGGAUAAUCCUUUGGCUGUACUUGGAACACAUCGAUGGGAUGCAACUUGGAAAGGAUCAAAAACCGAAAGCAAGCAUAUUUCCACUCUCUCUCUCAAUCAUCUCUUGGAAAUCUACCCAAAGGUUCAAUUUUGUCAAGUGGAUGUUGUUGGAGUUCAGAUCGGACCCGCCUAUGUUCAACUUCAUAUGAAAAGCAUCUUUGGUAAAUUUGUAGCCGUUCAGACAGUUACGCCACUCGAGCCACUUGUCCAGAAGGUCAUCCAUCGGUUCUAUGGUCCAAGGCUAAUGUCACCAUUUAUGAAAUUCAUUGUGAUAGCAGAGAGUAUCAUGGUUGAACGAGAUAUAAACAUGUGGAACCACAAGACAUAUCGCAGCAAGCCACACUUGGUGAAGGAAGAUCAUUCAAUAAAAUCAUUCCGCAAUUGGUAUAGUCAAUUUUACUCGGAUAAUAGUAAAUCCUUUGCCCAUGCUCAGGAGAAUUUAGAUUGGUGAAAGACAAACAAGAAGAGUUCAAACUCUUCUUCCACAUAAUUUCCUUAAAAAAUUCAAGCUUAUUUUUGUUUAGACUGUUAGUUGGUAGUUAGUUUUUAAGACCAAGGUAUU
This is a messenger RNA of Episyrphus balteatus (marmalade hoverfly), 1765 nucleotides long. It is a transcript of the gene nvd, whose product is annotated as cholesterol 7-desaturase nvd. NCBI's taxonomy places the organism in Eukaryota, Metazoa, Arthropoda, Insecta, Diptera, Syrphidae. Gene Ontology annotation, biological process: chlorophyll biosynthetic process; cholesterol metabolic process. The coding region runs from base 344 to 1654 and encodes 436 amino acids. Gene Ontology annotation, molecular function: 2 iron, 2 sulfur cluster binding; chlorophyllide a oxygenase activity. The transcript is spliced from 6 exons. Gene Ontology annotation, cellular component: chloroplast. The record is from RefSeq and is a predicted model, not a curated record.